AUGGCUGAAGCAGACUUAGAAAUGGAUUUAAAGGAGCGUUUUUCAAGUGCUGCUAAAUUCUUGGAGUUGGUUGCGGGGCAGUUGAACUCAUCACAGUUGCUAGAAUUAUACUCAUACUACAAACAAGCGACGCAGGGGAGGUGUAACACUGCACGCCCAAGUUGGUUCAACAUGACUGCUCGACAGAAAUGGGAUGCUUGGAAUGCCCUAGGUAACAUUGGACAAGAAGAGGCAAUGAAAAGUUACGUGGCUUUAAUAUCACAAUUGUUCCCCAGCUGGGAAGAGGAGAGUGAAAAAACAUCAGCGUCCGGGUGGGUGUCGGUUAGCUGCAUGGCGAAAGAAGAACCUGAGCUGGCAGACACUGAGAAGAAACUUAGUGAUUGGGUACGAGAUGGUGAGAAGACCAAAGUGAAACAAUAUGCGACGAACAGCAACAUUGACCAGUUGGAUGGAGACGGUUUGGGACCAAUUCAUUGGGCUGCGGACCGUGGUAAUUUAGGCAUGCUUCAGUUUCUUAUCUCAGAGCUCAAUGCUGAUAUAGAAUUCAGAGACCAGGAUGGUCAAACUGCUCUCCAUUAUGCUGCGUCUUGCGGGCAUGCUGAUAUUGUCAAAUAUUUAAUCGAGCUCGGAGCAAACAAAACCGUGAAGGAUGCUGAUGGAGCCACUCCUCUUGAAGUUGCCUCUGAACCAGAAAUUGUCAGUUUAUUGUCAUAAAUGAUGCUUUUGUACAUUUCAUAUUCUUCAGAAACAUCUAUCAAUUAAUGUUCAUUUAGUGUUUUGUUAAUAAAUUAUUUAUAAAGUUCUGAAAA
Messenger RNA from Homalodisca vitripennis (glassy-winged sharpshooter), 809 nucleotides. RefSeq names its product acyl-CoA-binding domain-containing protein 6 (gene anox). Lineage: Eukaryota; Metazoa; Arthropoda; Insecta; Hemiptera; Cicadellidae. The transcript has a single exon. Bases 1 to 714 code for a protein of 237 amino acids. The record is from RefSeq and is a predicted model, not a curated record. Gene Ontology annotation, molecular function: fatty-acyl-CoA binding; protein binding.